Molecule: messenger RNA, 2028 nt
Organism: Rhinopithecus roxellana (golden snub-nosed monkey)
Lineage: Eukaryota; Metazoa; Chordata; Mammalia; Primates; Cercopithecidae
Gene: SNX6
Product: sorting nexin 6
Exons: 14
Coding region: 45-1301 (418 amino acids)
Biological process (GO): intracellular protein transport
Cellular component (GO): endosome
Molecular function (GO): dynactin binding; phosphatidylinositol binding
Source: RefSeq, a predicted model, not a curated record
CCCCGCUCCGCUCGCGGCCGCCGGCUCCCUCGGGCAGCAGGGGGAUGCGCGCCUGCGCUGGCCCUAGCCUUGGAGCAGCCAUGAUGGAAGGCCUGGACGACGGCCCGGACUUCCUCUCAGAAGAGGACCGCGGACUUAAAGCAAUAAAUGUAGAUCUUCAAAGUGAUGCUGCACUGCAGGUGGACAUUUCUGAUGCUCUUAGUGAGCGGGAUAAAGUAAAAUUCACUGUUCACACAAAGAGUUCACUGCCAAAUUUUAAACAAAACGAGUUUUCAGUUGUUCGGCAACAUGAGGAAUUUAUCUGGCUUCAUGAUUCCUUUGUUGAAAAUGAAGACUAUGCAGGUUAUAUCAUUCCACCAGCACCACCAAGACCUGACUUUGAUGCUUCAAGGGAAAAACUACAGAAGCUUGGUGAAGGAGAAGGGUCGAUGACGAAGGAGGAAUUCACAAAGAUGAAACAGGAACUGGAAGCUGAAUAUUUGGCAAUAUUCAAGAAGACAGUUGCGAUGCAUGAAGUGUUCCUGUGUCGUGUGGCAGCACAUCCUAUUUUGAGAAAAGAUUUAAAUUUCCAUGUCUUCUUGGAAUAUAAUCAAGAUUUGAGUGUGCGAGGAAAAAAUAAAAAAGAGAAACUUGAAGAUUUCUUUAAAAACAUGGUUAAAUCAGCAGACGGAGUAAUCGUUUCAGGAGUAAAGGAUGUAGAUGAUUUCUUUGAGCAUGAACGAACAUUUCUUUUGGAAUAUCAUAACCGAGUUAAGGAUGCAUCUGCUAAAUCUGAUAGAAUGACAAGAUCCCACAAAAGUGCUGCAGAUGAUUACAAUAGAAUUGGUUCUUCAUUAUAUGCUUUAGGAACUCAGGAUUCUACAGAUAUAUGCAAGUUUUUUCUCAAAGUUUCAGAACUGUUCGAUAAAACAAGAAAAAUAGAAGCACGAGUGUCUGCUGAUGAAGACCUCAAACUUUCUGAUCUUUUAAAAUAUUACUUAAGGGAAUCUCAAGCUGCUAAGGAUCUCCUGUAUCGAAGGUCUAGGUCACUAGUGGAUUAUGAAAAUGCUAAUAAAGCACUGGAUAAAGCAAGAGCAAAAAAUAAAGAUGUUCUGCAGGCCGAAACUUCCCAACAAUUAUGUUGUCAGAAAUUUGAAAAAAUCUCUGAGUCUGCAAAACAAGAACUUAUAGAUUUUAAGACAAGAAGAGUUGCUGCAUUCAGAAAAAAUUUAGUGGAACUGGCAGAGUUAGAACUGAAGCAUGCAAAGGGUAACCUACAGUUGCUGCAGAACUGCCUGGCAGUGUUAAAUGGAGACACAUAAGCCACACUCUGCCUUCCUGUUAAAAAGGGCUGCCUUCCUUCAAAUUUUAUUUUUGUUUUCUUAAUGAUGUUAAGCAUUUAUGCUUACUGGAAACCAACAGAAAACAGCUGAAAAAGUGCAUCUACUCCUCUUUUUCUGAGAAACAUUGAGCCGCGCACACCCAGGCGAUGCCAGUCUGUGUGCUGUGAUGCUGCACUGUGUUCCCCACAACAGUGGUCCAUCAUCGUGCACUCGUCAUACUCAGAAGUCCAAAGUUCAUUCUUCUUUAAAGUAGCCUCUAUAACUCUGUUUAUUUUAUAAAUAGUAUUCCUUAUGGCUGCCAAUCUUAUUUACCUUUAAAUAAUUUCUGAAGUUUAACCUUUUCAGAAUGCAUUGUUCAAACAAGAUAAAGAUUGCCUUUUUUGAAUUUUUUUUUAUUUUGUUUUUAAAAAGCAUUAUAUACCAUCUUAGCUCAUUCAUGUAUCCUGGUAAAGCAUCUUAAUCAGACUUAUUUUUAAUUACUGAAUAUUUCUUAGAAGUUUUGGGAAAGAUUUUAUGUAAUCUUUAUAAGUAUGAUUUCUGAAGAAAAGCAAAUGCAUUAGUAUGUUUGCCUUAAACUUGUAGACUAAACCAAUUAUUGUAAAAUAAACAGCGAUAACAGUGAUAGUUUUUAACUCUGUGGUAAUUGUAUCACUCUGGAAAAUGUGGAGUAGCUGUAAUAAAUCUACUCCUAUAAUAAUGCUUUACA